Messenger RNA from Paramecium sonneborni, 1241 nucleotides. Lineage: Eukaryota; Ciliophora; Oligohymenophorea; Peniculida; Parameciidae. The record is from the annotation of a GenBank genome assembly.
AUGGAAUAAGAAACUUUAAUUCAUAAGGAUAUUGUUUACAUAAAACAUAACGAAACAGACUGCUAUUUAACAGAUACUUAAGUAUCUUAUCAAAAUGGGUACACUUGAAUUUAGAAUGAUUUUAGCUAUUUAUUGGGAACAUAGAAAGAGUAAGAUUAAAAUUCUUUAUGGAUAUUAGAAAAGUAUAGUCCUCCUAAUUAGGGAUUGAAAAAGCCUAAUUAUACUAAAGUUGAAAUAUGGCCAGGUGAUAUGUUGGUUAUUAGAAAUGGAAAAACUGGAAAUGUAAUCACUUGGUAUCCUAAAUAUUCUAAAUUUAGCAACAUUGGAAAUAAAUCACCAAUAACAAAAUAAGGGGAAAUGUUGGUAGCAAAUCAGUAUGAAGGAACAGGAGAAUAAUAAUUUAUAUUGGUAUUUGACAAAUUUGAUGAUAUAAAUCUGAGUAGAGUAAAGUUUGUAAAUGUUCUUGAUAAUAAUCAUGCUUUGCAUUCACAUAAUAGACAAUAUAAGAAUCCGAAAGAUUUCAAUGAAGUAACAGGAUAUACAGGAGUAGACUAAAAUGAUUAUUGGACUAUUAUUCCUGUAUAAAACUUUGUUAAUUUAGGCAACUAGAUCUGUUCGAUAAUCAAUAGUCAUAAAAGAUUAAUAAGCAGAUAUAGAUAAACCAAUAAGGCCAAGAUGCUAUAAAUAUAUUCAUAAUAUGGAUAGAGUGGUGAUUAGAAAUUGUUUAACUGGAGGAUCUUUACAUUCUCACACUAGCACUUAUUCUCAUGGAAAUAAGUAGCAAGAAAUAACAUGGAGAUAUUGUAUUAGAAGAGAUUAAAAUGAUUGGUGGUUAUUAGAAUUGGCUGGUAGUAAUACAGACAUCACAAAUCCAAUAUCAAAUAAUUCUCUAUUAUUUUUAACUCAUACUGGAACAGGAAAGAGAUUAAUGCAUAUUAAUGGUGCUAGAAACAAAAAGAAGGAUUAUCUUGAAGUUAAUUGUGGAAUACAAGAUGAAGCUGAAUUUCAAAUUGAAGGUAUAAAUAUUCUAAUUUUUAGGAGUUGAAAAAGGUAUACCAGAAUUGAGCACACUCGUACUUGAAUAUCCAUUUAGACUUAAACAUAUUAAGACCUCUUAAUAUUUGGCUGCUCUUAGUAGACCAUCAAGUAAAACUACUUUUUAGGGAGAAGUUGUGUUAGUUGGAGGGAAAGAAUAAAAUACAAUAUGGUUGGUUGAAACUGUAGACUCUUUGUUUGAUUGA